GUAGAAGAAGAACAGGGCGACGAAGAAGAAGAGACGGUGGAAGAACUGGAAGAGGAAGAAAGGGGUGGAGGACGGCGCGAGUCAAUCAUGGCUGCUCACAUAGUACGGAGGCGAAAUAGAUUACACCUUUUCUUAUUGUUAUGCCCCAUUUGUGUCUCGGCGUUUUUAAACUUGGAAGAACUGAACGAGAUGAAAUAUGAGAUUCAGAUUCUUCCCGAUCCUGUCAUUAUGGGGCAGACCAAGACAGAUGAGGUCAUGAUGGUGUCCAGCAAGUUCAAACAGCUGUAUGAGUGUCGCCUUCCAGCUCAGGCGGUCCGCUUUCAUCAGGACCCGGUGUCAGAUCCUGACUCACAAGGGUACACAGGGCCGGACAUCCCUGAUCUACUCAGCCCCAUGCGGGAGCCCCCCUGUCUAGUGUUGACAAAAGACUGGUGGACAUACGAGUUCUGCCAUGGUCAGCAUAUCAGACAGUACCAUCUUGAAGACUCAGAAAUCAAAGGGGACAUUCUCUUCCUGGGCUACUUUGAGUCUGAAUUUGACUGGAGAAAUGAAAGUGCAAAGGCCUCCAAACAGCACAGACUGAAACGCUUUCACAGUCAGACGUAUGUGAACGGCUCUAAGUGUGACAUCAACGGGAAUCACAGGGAGGCUGAAGUCCGGUUUGUGUGUGAAGACGGUUCGGGUGACUACAUCGCCCGAGUGGACGAGCCGCAGUCAUGCCGCUACGUGCUGACCAUUCAUACCAGUCGUACAUGCCAGCAUCCAUUACUGCGGCCUCCGUCCACUGCCAAGCCCCAGGGGAUCACAUGCCAGCCGGCACUAAGCGCACAACAGUACAUGGACUAUGUCAAAGCUCAAGUCUUCGACACAAAGCGUAAAGUGGAACAAAUCUCUGAGGAGCUGAGGAGUCUUGAUGAGAUGUUGGCCAGUAACGAGGAGGCGGAGUCACCGGUGGCUGUAAGGGCAGAAGAAGCAUCACCAGAACCCAGCGAUGCCCAGGACCAGUCUGACCGAAAAGUUUCUGCUGACAUGUCUGAGGAUGCAGAGUCAGAAGACCCAGAGGAUUCUCAGUUUUGGGAGGGAAUUACAAAACCAGGAAGUUCAAAAACAAGCUCUUCUCAUGAGAAGAGUGAGCAGGCAGUUGAUGAUGGCUUCAACUCAAUCACAGACAAUGAAAUCAUUGAUGAUGGAAAUGAAGUUGAAAAUUUCAACUUUAAAAUCAUCACUGACCCAUCAGACCUGAUGAAAUUUGUACAGCAUCUCAAGGAGAGUAAUAAAAAGAAAGCACAAAACCGAGCAAAGGAACAAGCGGGUAAAAGGGGAUCCGUGAAGCACAGCAAAGACGACAGAGAGGAUGAUGAAGAUGAACGGCUGCUUCAGGAGUUUGAGGAUGAGAUGGCAGACGUCUCUGUGCCGGCUGAUAAGACUGAGAAGAUAAAGGAAACGAUGCAAAAAGAGUUUGACAACAUCAUAAAUGAGGCGCAGCAAGAAUUGGAGACAGAAGGGCUGAAAGGAGAGUUUGAUCGCACGCAGGCUACGCAGGCACUGGAGACGACACUUGACAAGCUUCUUGACCAUUUGGAGGAGAAAGACGAGCUGGCCCCCGAGCAGCAAACAGGAGCUCAAAGAGCCAACGACCCGACCAGGGGAAGCCCCAGCUUGGCUCCAAAGCAGCCCGACCAAGAUGCUGAUGACCAUAUUAAGAUCAAAAUAACUAAGUAUAAGACAGGCAGCAGCUCCGAUGGGGAGUUCAAAAUACAGGAGUUGGGCAAAGGAGAUCCCCAGUGGCAGCACAUAAAGGACGUGGUUAAAGAACAGCUAGAGAAAGCAGGACUGAAGGCUGAAGGUAAAAUUGAGGUGAAGAUCUUGACACGAAAGAAUGCAGAUGAGGCAGGUGAUCAGUGGUUGACCGAAGAAGACACUAAGUCAUUCCGAGAGCUCCUCAUAAACCUGCUGACUGGAGGCACAGAGGAAGUUCACAAAGAGCAAAAGCGACAGCAAGAGUUGGAGAACAACUACAGAUUUGUGUGGGGUGACGGCCAAGAGGAGUCCCAGUCUUCCAGCAAUGACUCGGACGACGUAGAUCUGUGAGCCCAUUCAACACGCUCAGUGCCGCCAUUGUGAAGGUGUACGCCGGUGGUGAUCAGCGAGGCGGGGAGACUCUGAAGCGCAGCCCCCAAUUGACGAAGUGAUUCAUUUAUUGCUAUUAAAGCCAGAUGGUGACAUGACCUCAUGUUUACACCUUCCUGAAGCUUGUCCGGAGUCUGCAAUACGUCUUUAAAGAUUUAUGUGGUACGACAGAAUCACUGUCAGCUCUACUUGAAUGAGUUAUGCAUUUUUCCCCCUUUUUCUCGAUGGCUGAAAAAAAAAAAUAAUCAGGAAAUGGACAAUGCCAACAUUUUAUGAAUAUUUAAAUCAGUCGUGCUGCCUAUUUUCCAUCGUGGUCACUUAUGUUGCUAUUUGCAGGUCCCCAACUGUGUGCAACCUCAGUUCUUGCACAGGUCAUUUACCUUUGACUGUAUAAUGAUGAUACAAGGGAUGAAACUGUCAGUAAACACAAGUGUACAUUACACAAGAUGUGGCACUUUAGGAUUUUUAGACAAACGCCAUCUUCCCUUUGGGUUGGCAUAUAUGAGAAACUGAAUGGUAAAUAUUCAGUGUUGUGGUUUCUUUGUUCUGUCAAUAAAGUUAUUUAAAUUGUAUUACUUUAGUAAUUGAAAGCAAGGAAAGAUACAAUGAAGAAGAAAAGUAGGUUGUAGUCACCAUGACUGGUCAUGGUAAUCUGCAAAAGUUUAAUCAAAGCAACUUGACUCUUCUUGGUUGUAGAGAAUGUUUUGCAUUUAAGUUCAAAAUCUAAGGUGUAGAGUUCCCCUAUUGAUGAGAUGACAGCUACACGUCAUACACCAGGCACAGUUUGCAACAAAAACCCUCAUGUGACCACCCCCAAGGGACUUAGGGGACCUAAGAUUUAGAACUGAAGAAGCCUUUUCAAUAAGUGGAAACGUCUUCCAACAAAACUAUUGUGGAGUCCUUAAGAAUAAAAAUGUCUACUGAUCUUUCA
Phycodurus eques (leafy seadragon) is the source of this 3061-nucleotide messenger RNA. It is a transcript of the gene os9, whose product is annotated as OS9 endoplasmic reticulum lectin. The transcript is spliced from 15 exons. Gene Ontology annotation, cellular component: endoplasmic reticulum lumen. The record is from RefSeq and is a predicted model, not a curated record. The coding region runs from base 88 to 2091 and encodes 667 amino acids. Lineage: Eukaryota; Metazoa; Chordata; Actinopteri; Syngnathiformes; Syngnathidae. Gene Ontology annotation, biological process: endoplasmic reticulum unfolded protein response; retrograde protein transport, ER to cytosol.